CGCCGGGCCCCCAGGCGGAGCGCUGGGCCCCCAGGCGGAGCGCGGGCGGCGGGCCCCCAGGCGGGGCGGUGGGCCCCCAGGCAGAGCGGGGCGGCCGCCGGGCGCCCAAGGAGGGGCGGCGGGCGCUGGGCCCCCAGGAGGGGCGACGGGCCCCCAGGCGGAGCGGCGGGCGCCAGGCCCCCAGGCGGAGCUUACAACAUCUGGAUCGUCUGGAUCGAGAGCGGCACCGGGUCAUCUGGCGUUGGAUCGUCUGGCUCGACAGCGGGCAUCGGGUCAUCAGGCACGACAACGGGCAUCGGGUCACCAGGCAUUGGAUCGUCUGGCUCGACAGCGGGCAUCGGGUCACCAGGCAUCAGGUCAUUUGGCUCGACAGUGGGCAACCGCGUCAUCUGGCAAGGCAGUGGGCACCGAGUCACCAGGCACGACAGUGGGUUCCGAGUCAACUGGCAUGACCACGGGCACUGGGUCAGACAUUGGAUCGUCUGGCUCGACAGCGGGCAUCGGGUCACCAGGCAUCAGGUCAUUUGGCUCGACAGCGGGCACCGCGUCUUCUGGCAAGGCAGUGGGCACCGAGUCACCAGG
Staurois parvus is the source of this 582-nucleotide messenger RNA. The record is from the annotation of a GenBank genome assembly. Lineage: Eukaryota; Metazoa; Chordata; Amphibia; Anura; Ranidae.